AUGCCGCUCAACACCCUACCAUACCAUGUUUCAUCCCAAUUUCCCAAGCCGUUCGAGAAGAACUCCCGGCGGCACCUCCUUCAAAUUGACUUGGAGAUCAGGAUACGCAACAUGAUGAAGUUACUUCCGAAUAGCCCUGGUGUUCUCCCUCCGCCAAGCACUACUAUUCGUAACGCUUGGAAUCCUGAGCCCAACAAGAAAGUCAGCACGAAACUCAUCUUGCCGCAGGCGCGCGGGGAUGUUAUGUUCCUUCGCACGCCACCAACCACAAUGGACGCUUCUUUCAGUGUCGGCAAUGAUACUUCAUCUCUUAUACGUGAGACAUGCACUCCUACUUCGCACACAUGCAACACAAACGGUGUUUCCUCGAGCAAGGUUGCUGGACGUUAUCAGCACAAGACAAAUGAAAAGUUCUCACUCAAAACCAACAUUCCUGAGCAAAGAUUGCCUCCGAGCGACCAGCACCCUGCACGCCUCGCAGACACCGAAAACAAUUGUGUCACGCAACCUGGCAAAUCCUCGAUCUAUGCGAAAGGGUUCAGAAAAAUUGUCGAAGCCAAAAUGGAAGAACUCCGAGUUCAUGGAUUGGAUUUCGUUGUCGAAAGUCUGCUGACCGACGGAGUGCAGAAUGUUGACUCAGCGCUGCUUGUUUCUAUGGUAGUGCAAACGAUGUUAAUCAAACUGACGAAGGAAUCGCCGAAACAGAUAAAAGGUCUCGAGAGGAUCUUACGCGUGCGCGCUAUGAACAUGUUUCGCCUACACUGGAGAUCAGACGGCAACUGGAAGAACAUAUGCUCCACAUCUGGUCAAUACUCUGCCCUCACCCUGACGGGCGUAAACAAAGCUGGCCUUCUUGGAUCACUCUUCUCUGCUAAUAUCGUCACAGCUGAAGACAUCGCCAUUUGCUUGUUCGUGCUAUUAGAAGACAUACACUUUGACCGUCUGUGCGCCAUACACGCCCUCCUCUUAUACGCAGACAACAGAUUGUGCGAUCCACAAAAUCUGCCAGUAUUACUCAAGCUCAAAGAAAAGUUGCGCGUCGUCGAUCCGUUAACUAACUUGUGUCUGUGGGGUCCCGUGCCACAUUCCCAAGCCCUCGUCCAGAAAAUCUUUGAUAUCAUUGAAGGCUGGAUGGUUGACAUUGUUCGGGCAUACAAGCGCGAACAAGGUCGUGUUUUUGCGGGAUCAUGCCAACUUGGACGCCUCCUUCGGAGGCCAGUGUAG
Messenger RNA from Suillus plorans, 1224 nucleotides. RefSeq lists its product as uncharacterized. NCBI's taxonomy places the organism in Eukaryota, Fungi, Basidiomycota, Agaricomycetes, Boletales, Suillaceae. The transcript is spliced from 3 exons. The record is from RefSeq and is a predicted model, not a curated record. Bases 1 to 1224 code for a protein of 407 amino acids.